CAACCUCCCUCCGGGACCUUCUAAAGAGCAAAUCAAAUCUCACAAUAAUAAGCCUUCUUCUUCCUCUUGAGAAGACUUCUUCUAAAUCUCUCUUUUGACUUUUUAAAAAUGCAAAGAAAAACAAUGGUGACAACAUCCUCUCGUACCAAAUCAAACGGCCAUGUGCUCCGUUCUCAAUCGCCGUCGGGUCGAUUCUGCGGCGAUUACUCCAAAUCCACCCCGUCGUCAUCGUCGUCUUCCUCCUCUGCCUUCGCUUCGUCUACGAGCUCAAGCUUCUCGUCUCCGUCCUCAUCCUUCUUCAGCAACCACCACCGAUCCGCGUCUCCGACUCGCGUGAACCUAUACAACCCCCAGCCGAUGAUGGCGCAGUCGUUCCGUUACUCUCUCGACAGCAGAUCCAUCUCGCCUACCAACAGAUCCAUCUCCGUUACGAAGAAGCCGCAGCCUAGCAGCCACCACCACCACCACAAGAUCUCUUCCUCCCCGAGGAGGUGUAUGUGCUCUCCGACGACGCAUCCCGGAUCUUUCCGAUGCAGCCUUCACAAAAACGUCGCGAAUCCGCACGGUCAAGGCGCGGCGUCGUCGUCGUAUCCGACGAACAGUUUGAAUAUGAGGAGAUCCGCGAUGACGAAUUCGCUGGUGAGGAUCGGUGGCGUCGAAGGAGAGUGGGUGAGGAGAGCCUUGACGACUCUGAUAAGGCCUUCGUCGCAUCAUCUGAGACGAAGGGCUGCUUAUCAGCCUCGUCCGAGUAGGCUAUCGAUUAUGUCGAAAGCCACCGAGUGUAAUUGAUCUUGGUUUUGAUUUCAGAUUUCAGGUUUGCUCUUCUCUUUUUGAAAACCACAGGCGUUAGAUCUGGAGAAGGAAGACUCUAAUCUAUAGCCGGCGGCGAUUGGGGAUGAGAAUCUCAACCUUGGAAUCGAGUUUUUGUAAAACGAAGAUGAUCAUCAUAUAUAUUUUUUUGUUUGUUGUUGGGUGAAGAAAGAUGUACAUAUUUAUCGUCUCUCUCAAAAAAAAAAAAAAUGUCGUACUCGAGAAAUUGAACCUAGCUAGGAAUCAAAUCUAUGUGAACUGAUCUGAAUCAAAUUUGUCAAUUCUGUUUUUUUUUUUUCAUAAAACAAGUGAGAUCUAGUCUCAUAUCCAUUGUAUUUGUAUGCAGUGUUUGUCAGAUUCCCGUGUAUUCGUUUCCCGUGAAGUCGACGUUCGCGUCGUUCGUUGACCGUCCCGUUCACCGUUGUGCGUUCCGUUGAUUUUCAAGGUAUGCGUUGUUCGUCGUGUGAGGUGGAGUACGAACUACUUUAGUACCCAGUUACAUGGAAUUGAAAGAUGAACAAAAAAAUUAACCAGCCAGAAGUGACAUAGAAAAAUGGUUUCGAAAUGGUCUUUCUGGAUGAACAUUGAUGACAAUAUUUCACAUAAGGACUGGAGGAAAAUCAGGAAAAAACGAGAAAGUAUAUUUUGGAUAGACGAUGACUGACCAAUUAGAAAACGACCGAACAUGAAAAUUAGCAGAGGAUUUGCUGGAAAAUGAAUUUGAAUAAUGAGAAGUUGGGAGUCAUGAUAAUAAUCAUGAAACAUGAAUAUUUGAAAGAGGGGAAAACAAGACGUAAAAUUUUUAAAGACACGUUUUUAUGAUC
This is a messenger RNA of Brassica napus (rape), 1634 nucleotides long. RefSeq lists its product as uncharacterized. Lineage: Eukaryota; Viridiplantae; Streptophyta; Magnoliopsida; Brassicales; Brassicaceae. The transcript is spliced from 2 exons. The record is from RefSeq and is a predicted model, not a curated record. Bases 109 to 789 code for a protein of 226 amino acids.